AUGGCGCAGCCAGCAGUUCCUGUGAAUGAAGACAGGACUGACCUACUCGGAAUACCACCCUUUUGGGCAAGAACAUCGGUUAACCCACCUUUCAUUUGGGAGACGUGGGUGGGACAAUUUUUUUUGGCGGUGAGUCUCAAAGAUAACAUCUCACCGGGGGAGUUACUAGUUGCCCCAGCAGAGUUAGUGGAUGAACCUUACCCAAAGCCCGAAGCACCGAGUGCAGAUGAAAAUGCCGCAGAGUUGGCCGAUAGGAACCUCCGAAUUGCAGCAGCUAAUAGAAGAAUCGACGAGUACAAUCAAGACAGGAGACGAAAAGGACCUCGCAUUGGAAAUAACUGGUGUUACCAUGAGGCAGAGGCGCGGUUGAAAUCGCGACUUUUCUUCGCUCUGGGAAACGAGGGGAAAAAACGAUUUUUGGAUUCCUACCCUCAUUUGGAUCUCAAUACUAGCUCGUUCAGAGAUUUUCAUAAGUGUUGUGAGGAUGUCUUCAAGGCAGAGCGUGACUACACAGUCGAAAGGAUUAAGCUAUACAAUACUAUAUUCAUGCAGGAUAAUGACUCAUUCUCGUCAUUCUAUGCCCGACUUAGCGCUCAAACCGCGUUAUGUAACUGGCCGAUCGAUCAGGAAAGAGCAACAUUGAAAGAUUUGUUCAUUGGCCGCAUUCGCGAUGUGGAAGUUCAGAGGCAACUAAUCAGAGCAAAAGCUAAUCUUGAUGAUACUCUACAACUGGCUUUGGAAAACGAGAAAGGGGCUAAAACAUCAGAACAAUUUCAGAAAUUGCUCCCGCAUAAUAACGCUACUUUCAAUUCUACAAACUCUAUUCGAGUCAAACAGGAACCAACUUCGUCAGUACAACAAUUUAAGAAUCAAGGAAAUAGCAGCCGGGGAGGUGGUGUAUCUCGUCCUAACCAACGACAAAAUCAAAACAAACCAUGCUAUUUUUGUGGCAACCCGUUUUCUUUAGAACAUCGCCGGUCAUGCCCGGCUCGAGAAGCUACUUGUAAUGCUUGCAAAAAGAAGGGUCAUUUUGCGAAGGUGUGUAACACUACGAGACGACGCGUUAACAUGAUACAAAACGACGAGACGCCUACAGAUCAAGAGUGUAAUCUAAUUGACGUAAACGGUGACAGCGAGCCGGAAUAUGGGGUCAUGGCAGUAGACGUUGUGCAGAUUAACAAUUUGGAGCUUCUAAAGACAGCGGGAGGACAACCAAGAAGCCUCAGCAUUCAGUUACGAUCCGGCAACUCCUUUUUCUAUUCCACGGUGGACACUGGAAGUCCCGUAUCCUUUUUAAACAAGAAGACGGCGGAUAUACUCAUGAAGCGGAUCCCCAACAUUAAAUUUAAGGACAUCGCGAGACAUCCUUUAGAUGUUACUUAUGUCGAUUAUAACAAGAAACCAAUUAAACUGUUUGGUUCUCUGGAAAUCCCUAUUGCAUCGAAGGGAUGGAAGAUUGAUAAGGCGUGUUUCUUGGUUUCCGAAAAUCGUACCCGAAACUUACUUGGUUUGAACCUUCAUGAGAAGUUAGGAAUUGAAACGGUGCAACGCAGACCGGCAGAAGUUAGUUACGCCGAGGAAGAUGAGGAAUUGGAUCCGACCUCAAAAUUCUGGAGGAACCACUUUGUCAACAGGUACCCUAAUGUAUUCAGCAGACUGGGGAGGUCUAAAAACCAUAAAGUAUUCACAAAUUUUAAAGACCCGUUGGUGCCCAGACAAGUUAAAGGCCGAAAAGUCCCUAUACAUUUGCAAGAUCGGGUCACGGCUGAGAUCAAAAAGUUGAUUAAAGACAAGCACAUUGAAAAGUUAGAAAAGUGUACAACGGAUCAUUUCAUUGCACCCAUAGUCCUAACAGCAAAGAAAGAUGGGUCUAUAAAACUCGCACUGAAUGCUAAACCUAUGAAUGCCCAAAUCUGGCAAAACAAAUAUCAAAUGCCUAAUAUGCAUGAAUUGAUUGACUCGGCGGCUCAAAUUAUAACUAAAGACACACCUGGGGAGGUGUGGUUUACUUCUCUUGACCUUAAAUACGCUUUCAGUCAAUUACCUUUAUCGGAACUAACCAGUAGUCAUUGUAACUUUAGUAUUUUGUGCGGAGAGGCAACAGGCACAUAUCGAUUCAAGACUGGUUUCUACGGACUGACGGACAUGCCUACGGAAUUUCAGAAAGCGAUGGACUGUACGUUACAAGGAUUAGAGGGUGUCAUAUGUUACCUUGAUGAUAUACUGGUUGUCACUAAAGGAAGAGUUGAAGACCAUAAUGUACUAGUCGAAAGAGUCAUGAGUCGAUUGGAUGAAGAAGGAUGGGCGUUGAAACUUAGUAAAUGUUUCUAA
Messenger RNA from Symsagittifera roscoffensis, 2331 nucleotides. RefSeq lists its product as uncharacterized. Bases 1 to 2331 code for a protein of 776 amino acids. The transcript is spliced from 2 exons. The record is from RefSeq and is a predicted model, not a curated record. NCBI's taxonomy places the organism in Eukaryota, Metazoa, Xenacoelomorpha, Acoela, Convolutidae.